CCCCAGAAAAUGGCGGCGGCGGUUCAUAAGGCCUACGAACGCCAAGCGGGAAACAUCACGCUCAGCACGCAAACUGUAGAUUACACAACCACGACACACUGCCACAAUCGUCUCUCUUCCAUCGCUUUGAGAUCUCUUAAAUCCUCCCGUCGGCUGAUAGCGCUCUCCACUUGUUGCAGUUCAACUCCGCUGCUGCACCGCCGCGCGCGCGCUGCGCAGCAACUAGUGGCUCUUCCUAACCCUGCCCCCGUAUCGCAGGAUCCAGGCAUAUUUCAACAAAGACCCUCCAAACACCCCAUACCUACCCCCCAACACACAUCUACUCCCCAUGGCUACCCAGUCUGGCUUGACACGCCGGAGAGGAGGCGGCGGCGGUGCCGCUGCUGCAAGCAAUGGCGACGACGAAGACCGCGUCUCCUCUCCCGUGCCUAGGGCCCGCAACGAUGACCGCACUCCAGAGACGUCCUACGAAGACUCCGCCAAUGGCCACCGAAUCGCCUUCGACCCCCGGGACAUUAGCGAGAGCAAGGAACGGGACAAGCAACCCAAACUGACGCUCAUGGAGGAGGUUAUCCUCAUGGGUUUGAAGGACAAACAAGGCUACCUUUCAUUCUGGAACGACAAUAUCUCGUAUGCGCUGCGAGGAUGUAUCGUCAUAGAGCUGGCAUUCAGGGGCCGCAUAAGCAUGCAGAAAGAUUCCUCGCGGCGGAGGUUUCCUCUCGCCGAUAGGGUCAUCGAGGUCAUUGAUGAUACCUUGACCGGCGAAGUGCUACUUGACGAAGCCCUCAAGAUGAUGAAGUCCAGCGAAAAGAUGAGCGUGAAUUCGUGGAUCGAUCUCAUGAGCGGCGAAACCUGGAACCUCAUGAAAAUUGGGUACCAGCUUAAGCAAGUGCGCGAACGUCUAUGCAAGGGCCUUGUCGACAAGGGGAUUCUACGAACAGAAAAGAAGAACUUCCUCCUUUUCGACAUGGCUACACAUCCUGUUGCCGACGGAGGCGCAAAGGAAGAAAUCCGACGCCGAGUCCGCAACGUUCUGACCAGCCGCACCGUUGUCCUUCCCGGUAGCCAGUUCCUCCCCGAGGAAAUGGAGUUUCGGUACAUUCGAACCAUCGUAAUGGUGUGCGCUGCGUACGCAGCAAAUGUGCUCGAGAAUGCGCUCACGACACUUGGGCACGAAGCUCGAGAGCGGGCUUUCGCCCAAGUGGACGAAAUGCUUGCAGAGUACUCACAAUGGCCAUUCGCGAGAAGAUCUGGUGGCUCGGGAGGCGCAGGUGCCAACCUCGGACAGGUGAUCAACGACGAAGUCAACAACGCCAAAGACAAGGAACUGCAACUGGAGGUCGUUGCUGCAUGCCUGAGCGUCUUCACCAGGCUGGAUUCACUGCUUUAA
Molecule: messenger RNA, 1390 nt
Organism: Periconia digitata
Lineage: Eukaryota; Fungi; Ascomycota; Dothideomycetes; Pleosporales; Periconiaceae
Source: the annotation of a GenBank genome assembly